Harpegnathos saltator (Jerdon's jumping ant) is the source of this 3062-nucleotide messenger RNA. RefSeq names its product exosome component Rrp6 (gene Rrp6). Gene Ontology annotation, cellular component: nuclear exosome (RNase complex); nucleolus. NCBI's taxonomy places the organism in Eukaryota, Metazoa, Arthropoda, Insecta, Hymenoptera, Formicidae. Gene Ontology annotation, biological process: nuclear polyadenylation-dependent antisense transcript catabolic process; exonucleolytic trimming to generate mature 3'-end of 5.8S rRNA from tricistronic rRNA transcript (SSU-rRNA, 5.8S rRNA, LSU-rRNA); nuclear polyadenylation-dependent CUT catabolic process. The coding region runs from base 199 to 2886 and encodes 895 amino acids. The record is from RefSeq and is a predicted model, not a curated record. Gene Ontology annotation, molecular function: single-stranded RNA binding; 3'-5'-RNA exonuclease activity; nucleotide binding. The transcript has 6 exons.
GAGCGCUCAGUGAGCGGUUGUAGUACUGAAUGCAUUCAAUAAAUGAUACACAUCGAAAUUAUUGAGAUCUACCGAAGCCAAGAGAUAAAAGAGGAAGAAAUAGAGCUUGUUAACCUAACAAGUAACAUUUAUUAAACAUGUUUUAAAAUAUUAAACAUUCAAAACGGAACACAUUUUUCGUGGAAUUCUGCAAUUUUCAUGACAAAAAUGGAAUCUAUCGAAAAUUGUAAUAACAAGUCAAAUGCUUCACGAGAAGACAAUAUUGAAGAAACAGAAGACAAUGUAUCACCACCACUACCAUCAAGACUUAUAACUGGAUUUGACACAUUUGAUGAAUAUCUUCAAGAAGCACAUGAUGCAAUAAAAGCUGGAAUUAAGGCAGCUAAUAAUCUGCCUACUGGAGAAAAUUACAACUAUUAUGCAUUCUUCCCAAGUUUCAAAAAUACUAAGGACAAUGAUGUAAAAAGAAUAAUGACUACAAUGCAGACCAUCAUGAAAUUAGCAGGUGGCUCCCACAAUAUUAAACAUCGAGAUAUCGAAGAAAAGUUUGAUUUCUUGAUGGAGACCAAUGAUUUACUACUUGAUCAAGCAAAUGUAUGGAUGGAUGAAGAAAGUGGUAUUCUACAGAAUCCAGAGGUACAAUUACUUGUGUCAAAAGUACAGAAACCAACUGUAAAUGGCAGUUGGAAUAUAAAGAAGGACAGUAACAUUUCAGAUAAUUCUCAAAGUAUACGUUUGCUGGGUGGAAAAAAUGUAAGAAAACCACAAUUAAUGUUCAAAGACAAAAUUAACAAUAGCUUUAAACCUUGGAUGCCACGGAUUAAAGAAAAACCAAACUCUUUGAAACCACUUGCUCUCUACUUAGAAGAAGGAGAGAAUGGUGAGAUCUUCAGUCAUCCUUAUGGAUUUGAGCUGAAUAAAUUUGAGAUGCCAGAAUGUCAGUUGAAAAAAAGUAUACCAGUGAAAUACAAAUCUUUGGACAAUACACAAUUUAUAUAUAUCAGUACACCAUCUGACAUCAAGAUUAUUUUGGAUGAUUUGAAGCGUUAUAAUGAAAUAGCUGUGGACUUGGAACAUCAUUCUUACAGAUCAUUUCAAGGCGUAACUUGCUUGAUGCAAAUAUCAACAGUGGAUACUGAUUAUUUGAUUGAUACUUUAAUCCUGCGAUCAGAAUUGCAUCAACUCAAUGAAAUCUUCACCAAGCCUACAAUCUUGAAAGUGUUUCAUGGUGCUGACUUUGACAUUCAAUGGCUUCAGAGAGAUCUGUCACUAUAUGUAGUAAACAUGUUUGACACUCAUCAAGCAGCAAAACAACUGAACUUUCCUUAUCUCAGUUUAGCUUUCCUGCUGAAGAAAUAUUGUAAUAUAAAUCCUAACAAGCACUUUCAGUUGGCCGAUUGGCGUAUACGACCAUUACCGGAAGAAUUGAUGAAAUAUGCAAGAGAAGAUACCCAUUAUCUGCUUCAUAUAAAGGAUAUGUUGAAGAAUGAACUGAUUGAGUUGGCUAAUGGACAGAGUAACAUCCUGAAAGCUGUAUACGAUAUGUCCACAGACAUCUGUAAACGAACGUACGUUAAACCAAUUUGGACGGAGGAGAGUUGUAUGAACACGUACAGGAAGAGCCAGAAGAUGUUCAAUAACAAGCAAUUGUAUGCGUUCAAAGAGUUACACAAAUGGAGAGACCUCACUGCGAGAGAGGAGGACGAUAGUAUCAAUUACGUAUUACCGAAUCACAUGUUGCUCAAUAUAGCGGAGACACUGCCGCGUGAGAUGCAAGGUAUUUUGGCGUGUUGCAAUCCUAUACCGCCGCUUGUGCGAAAGAAUCUAUUAAUGUUGCACAAGAUAGUACUAAAAGCUAGGGAGCAGCCACUUGUGAAGACUAUUCCACAAGAGGAUUUCCGGCAAAGGCUGACGCAACGAACUCAAAUAGUAGAUUCGGACGUCUGGAUACAUUUAUCACACGAUAUACCAAAAGACACUGAAACGAGGGCAGACUUACCGUGUCUUUUAGAUAAGAUUGACUCGGCGCAGCUUGCGUUAAACACGAAAAUCGCAGUAAAACAUGCUGUGACAGUAUUUGACACGUCAGAAGAUGAAGAAGUAGAAACUGUCAAGAAACCCAAAUUCAUGAGUCCCUUCCAGAGAUAUAAAUGCGUAAUACCAAUGAUAGUUGAGUUAGAAGCGAAGGAGCGAGAAAGACAGAAAGAAGAAGAAGCGAAACGUCUAAAUGAAACAGUUACAAAAAAGAACUUGAAACAAACCGAGAUUGACGAAAGUAAAAGUAGAGUAUACGAACAUUUUAAGCACGUAUCUCACUCAUCAAGCGAAGUUCAGGAUGAAGUUCAGGGUGAAAUUCAAGGUGGAGUUCAGAGUGGAGUUCAAAAUACAUCUAAGAAAAAUAAGAAAAACAAGAAGAAAAAAUCGAUGGUAAUAUUAGGUGAGAUGCACGGUAAGAAAAGAAAGAGAGAAUCCGACAUUACAAGGGAAAAUACGAGUCAAAAGCAAAAUGAUAACUUUUGUACACCUAUGCCAUCUUUGGAUACUAGAAUCAUACACAUAUCUAAAAAAGCAAAGCGGGAAAUGCAACGUACAAUCGAAGAGCGAAAAGUACAGGAGAAUUUCGCGCAAUUUCGAGGUGUUACAAAUGUCCCGAGUAAUUCGAUAAGUUCCAAAGCAAAAAAAAAAGCUGAAAAGAAAGCGAAUAAAAAGUUAUUAAAGGAACAGGGUAUGUUACCAUCACAAAAAUUCAAUUACAAGGAGGUUGACUUUAGUAGCUUUCAAGGUGGCAGUAUGCAGAAUAAUAUUACACAAACACAGUUUCAGCAACCAAAGCAAAAGAAAAUAAAACAUCAAAACAUGAAGAAGCAGUUCAAAUUGAACAUAUAACACAAUAAUCCUGGUUUAUCAUAAUGUUAUUUUCGAAAAAGUCAUAGUGUUUCCGUUAAUUCAGUACUGAUUGGAAUGUGCCACUGACAAGUUAAUUUUAUCGUAUUUUUUAAAAUGUUUUGGAGAAUCAGAGUUUGUAAAUAUCCAGAGCUAAAGAUUAAAUAUUUUCCAGGUAC